Messenger RNA from Branchiostoma floridae (Florida lancelet), 1762 nucleotides. Its product is annotated as probable ATP-dependent DNA helicase RecS. Gene Ontology annotation, cellular component: chromosome; cytoplasm; nucleus. Gene Ontology annotation, molecular function: 3'-5' DNA helicase activity; nucleic acid binding; four-way junction helicase activity. The transcript is spliced from 2 exons. Bases 191 to 934 code for a protein of 247 amino acids. Gene Ontology annotation, biological process: double-strand break repair via homologous recombination; telomere maintenance. The record is from RefSeq and is a predicted model, not a curated record. Lineage: Eukaryota; Metazoa; Chordata; Leptocardii; Amphioxiformes; Branchiostomatidae.
GAGUAUCAUCCUCCGUAGUAACCGCUGGCUCACGACUUUCGCUUGCUAACCACGGAGUCUGACCUUGCGCGUAUUCCUGACGGUUGGAAUCCAGAUAUUCGUUCAGAAACUGAAAGCGCCGCUGAUUGGCCCCGUUUUUCUAAGCCCCUCCCUAAGCCCCCUUACCCGAAGGCUUUCCAUCAUCAUCAACAUGGCCGACGCGGAAGCGGACGCUCGGGCCCGCUCGAUCGACGAAGCAAUUUCGUCCGUUCUCACCGAAGUCGAAGGGAUUUCGGAGCUUAAACGCGAACAGAGAGAUGCGUUGAAAGCUUUCGUUGGUGGGGAGGACGUUUUGGCUUUGUUACCAACCGGGUUCGGAAAGAGUCUCAUUUAUCAACUCGUGCCGGGCGUGUGCAAAAAGCUGGCGGAGACGGAGGGUAGUUCAUUGUUCCACGGCGUGGACAAACCGAUCGUAAUUGUUGUGAGCCCGCUGGUUGCAUUAAUGGAAGACCAAGUGAAAGAGGCCCCAAAAUUUGGUGUUUUAGCCUCGCAGCUGGGGAAGAACAACGAGGAGAUUUUGCAGGGAAAUGUCGAGUUGGUUUUCGGCAGCCCGGAGAGCUGGCUCCUGAACGACAAGUGGAGAGACAUGCUGGCGUCUCCCGUCUACAGAAAGAAUCUCGUGGGCAUUGUUGUUGAUGAAGUCCAUGUGACGUACAAAUGGGGGCAGAAUAAGAAGAAGAAGCGUGGUCCUGCCUUUCGGGAAAGCUUCAGUCGUCUGGGUGAACUUAGAUCACUUGUCAAAGAAGGUAAGACUUCACACUACCUAUUUAAUUUAAAACAGACAUCUGUUGUCUAUAGAGCUGUGUAUGGAAAAAAGAAAAAGAAAAGACACAGAACACCAUGUGAGGGACCCAUUUCAAAAAGCAUAGAUCUUUUUUUUCCAAGUAAGAGGUAAACAAUAUUUACUACUGGUAUUCAGUAACACUGUAAUAUAUCAGGGUUCGUACAGUUAUACCUUUACCAGUGUACAAAUAUUACAGAAUGAAAAUUCAUCUUACAAAUACAUUUAUUAAAUGGAUAACUUUAUUUACAUUGUAUAAACUAGUAUAAACGCACCAUUGCUGUCCGGCAUGUACAGAUGUAGACACAUGUUUGACCUGCAUGACACUGGUACAAUUAUUUAAAAUGAUUCUGUUACAGAAAGUUUCCACCGUUGAUAGAUGUUUGUUAUUGUUUUACAGAUAUUCCAAUCCUGGCAUUGACAGCUACAGCAGACACACAAUCUAGAGAGAGGGUCAUCAGUAUGCUGAACAUGCAUGGGGCAAGGAGAAUAAAUGUAUCCCCAAACAAGGAGAAUAUUAGAAUGGGUGUUGUAAAACUGCCCAACGAUAAGCUGCAAUGCCUUGACUGGGUAGUUAAGCUGGUAAGGGAUAAUGGUGCUGCUGCACCUAAGAUAAUCAUUUAUACUCGUUCAAUUAGAACAGCAGGCAAAGUGCAUAUAUACCUGCUUGCAGAGCUGGGCCCAGAUGCCUGGGUCGAUAGAGACCCUGACGAAAGAACAGUGAACUGUUUGAUUGGAUUAUACCAUGGUAUCACCAAGCCCAAGUACAGGAAACAUGUUGUUUCAUCUAUGAAUGGUAAUGGCAACUGCAGAAUAGUUAUAGCAACUAAUGCUCUAGGUAUGGGGAUGAAUUUCCCAGAUGUAUCUUGGGUCAUUAUGUAUGGCCCACCAGAGGAUUCAGAAGAUAUACUCCAGCAAAUCGGUAGAGCUGGCCGUGGUGGG